Cajanus cajan (pigeon pea) is the source of this 874-nucleotide messenger RNA. RefSeq lists its product as uncharacterized. The record is from RefSeq and is a predicted model, not a curated record. Gene Ontology annotation, molecular function: nucleic acid binding. Lineage: Eukaryota; Viridiplantae; Streptophyta; Magnoliopsida; Fabales; Fabaceae.
AAAUAAAUAUUGAAUGUGACGAAAACUUGAAGCGAAGAAGCAGGCACGGUUGUUCUCCAUCACAUUCAUUCACAUCAAGUCUGUGUUUCUCUUUGUCUGAAGGAGAGAAGAAGAUCCUUUUGGAUCGAACAGAUUGCGUUGUGAACGAAAUGGAUCAGAUUAUCAACAAGGUCGGAUCUUAUUGGUUCAAUCAGAAAGCCUCCAGCCAGCUCAAUUCUGUCGGCGAUGACAUCAAUUCAAUGUCAAACAGUAUUGAAGGGGGAACCAAAUGGUUGGUCAACAAAAUAAAAGGAAAGAUGCAAAAGCCAUUACCAGAGUUGCUAAAGGAGUAUGAUCUACCAAUAGGAAUCUUUCCGCGUGAUGCAACAAACUACGAAUUCACUGAAGAGACAGGGAAGCUCGUUGUUUACAUUCCUCAAGUAUGUGAAGUAGGCUACAAGGAUUCAUCAGUCCUGCGUUUCUUCACCACGGUGACCGGCUUUCUGGAGAAAGGAAAGCUAGCAGAGAUAGAAGGAAUCAAGACAAAAGUGUUGAUCUGGGUGAAAGUGACGACCAUUACAACGGAGGGAGCCAAGCUCCAUGUGACAGCUGGCAUGAGGAAACAAAGGAGUAGGGAAGCAUAUGAGGUUACUAGAGAUGGUAUAUGUGUAGAUAAGUUCUAAAACAAAACCCUUCUUCCAUCAUGUUUGUUAGUAGUUUUACAAUCUGUAAAACCCCUGUCUGUUCUUGUGGAUCAUUUUGAGUUUUUAAUCUCCUUUUGCAUGAUUGGUAAUUGUAAGUAGUGAUCAAAUAUUGCCCCUGGAUUCACUUGUUGAGAUUUGAUGAAGUGAAACAACCCUUUGGUACUUGUCUAUGAUGAAGUAGUUGCAUUUUU